This is a messenger RNA of Coffea arabica (coffee), 4995 nucleotides long. Lineage: Eukaryota; Viridiplantae; Streptophyta; Magnoliopsida; Gentianales; Rubiaceae. The record is from RefSeq and is a predicted model, not a curated record.
AUGGCUUCGCGGCAAGAAGAUGCAAGUGCCCUCACGCAAGCUUCAUGCCCAUGGGUUGCUCAAGACUCUCCAAGAAUUUUACUCCUAGGCCAAGGAAGCCCUUCACCACCGCAAGAGAGUAUAGGAAGUUGUUUAUUCGAAAGGGAGGUUCAAGUUUUCAAGAAACAAGGUGGUCAAGAAAUUCAAGAACCUCGAAGGGUGGUUCAAGUUAUCAAGGCACAAGGUGAUCAAGAACCACAAGAAGAGAGGGAAGGAGCGCGGAAACAGGUGGAGUGGCGUCAGCGGACUGAUGGUGCCUUGGUUUCUGGCCAGGGAGUAGAGGGCAAAAUUGCCGGAAAUGGUGAUCCUGAGAUGGGUGCUCCCUCUGUGGUCGCUGAUAUAGGGCGGGGGGUGCAGCACCAAACAUGGGUUCAGAAGGCGCCGAUGUUAUUGACUAAUUUUGUUAACGUUUCGACAGCAGAAGAAGUUUUGGCUGGUGAUGGGACUGCUGCACUUUCGGUUGCUGCUGAUGUGAUUGCUGCUAUACCUGAAACGUCUUCGGGGGAUUUAAAGGAGUUGGAGCAGGCCUCGGCUCAUACGUUGGUAAUGCAGGUGGAGGAACGGGAGAGGGAGGAGUUGGUCGCGGCGUCUGUUAAUACCUUUGCGGUGUUGAACGCUAUUGAUGACAUGGAGGUGCAGGAUUUUGAUCGUAUUCCUGCUAGGUCUGCUGGUCAUUUUCGGGCAGCCAAGGGGCAUAGACGGCAGUGCUCGGACGGGGAUAAUCCGGGGGAAGUAGCACCGUGGGAGCAGCUAAAACAGUUUCAAAUGGUGUUGCAUCGUCGGCUGCGCCAUGCUUCAAAGCGAUCAAGGGAGGGGCUGAGUGCGCGGGAGCAGCCUCAGGUCACGGGCGCUGGUCGAAUUGAAAUUAGGCUCCAGGGUGGCCACUCGGAGAACGCUCCUCUUAAUCAGGUUCAGUUCCAAUCUAAAAAUCACUAUUCUUUGCGAAUAAGAUUGCUGGUUCUUUUGGAACCUUUGUCGGACAUUCCACAAUUGGAGGUGGUACGUCGGCUCCUGGGGUUUGAUAAGGCUUUGGGAGCAUUGCAUAACAAGGUGUGGGUAUUUUGGUAUAGUGAGCUGUCUUUGAGCUUCAGGGAGAUGGCAGAGCAGCUUCUUCACAUGCACAUCAUAUUUUCCUCUGGGUGUUCAAUUCAAGUUUCGGCAGUUUAUGCUAGAUGCUCGAGGGUGGGGCGUCGAGAAUUGUGGUCGGCAAUGGAAGGAUUAGCGGGAGAGGUUAUCGGGCCAUGGCUACUGGCAGGGGAUUUUAAUGUCAUCUCCACCUCGGAGGAGCGUGUGGGCGGUUCUCCGGCUAAUGCAAGGAACAUGGAGGAAUUUAAUGCAGCUAUCGGCAGUUGUGGCUUGUCGGAGGUGCCAUUUGAUGGGGGGUUAUUUACCUGGACGAAUGGUAGAGUAUGGCAGAGAUUGGAUAGGGCCUUCUUGAAUCAGGAGUGGGCUGAUGGGUAUGAAUUCUCGCAUGUCUCCCACUUGGCCAGGGGACGGUCAGAUCAUGCUCCAGUCUUGAUUAACUGUCAGAAUGGGGGCCACAGCAAGCGGUCGUUUAGAUUUCUGAAUGUUUGGAGGCGGCAUUCGGGUUUUAUGAACGUGGUUCGACAGGGUUGGGCGAUGCCGGUUGAGGGUGAGGGUAUGCUGAAAUUUUAUAACAAGCUGAAAGCUGUUAAGGGGUGCCUGCAGGUUUGGAAUGUCCAAGUAUUUGGCAACAUUUUUAGCAAGGUACGGGAGGCCGAGGCUUUGAUGAAGCAACGUGAGGAGCAGUUUGACGCGGAGAUGGAUUCGGCGUCCUGGGCAGCGUUGGAGGAGGCAAAGGCGGCUUAUGCACGGAGUUUGGCGUUGGAGGGUGAGUAUUGGAGGCAGAAGGCGGGCAUCAAAUGGUUGCAGGUUGGGGAUGCUAACUCAGCAUAUUUUCACUCUAAAUGCCGGCAACGGCGAAAUUUCAAUUUUGUCGCUCGAAUUAAAGAUCAGUCGGGUGCAUGGUUGGAGGAUCUACAACACAUCAGGCAGUCCGCAGUGGAUUUCUAUUCGUCUUUAUUCGCUUCUGAACGACAUGGGUGGCAUUCGCCGGUGCUUCCCUUCUCGGUCCCUCAGUUGGCGCCGGCGGACAAUGACAUGUUAGCUGCUUUACCAGACAUGGCAGAAUUAAAGGGGGUGGUUUUCGCGUUGGACGCAGACAGUGCACCAGGACCAGACGAUUUUGGGGCGGGUUUUUACCAAGCCUGUUGGGAUAUUAUCCAGUCUGAUUUAUUGGAGGCGGUUCAGGCUUUUUUCCAGGGUAUGCGUUUGCCUAGGAGUUUCACUAGCACAUCUAUUUUGUUAUUGCCUAAGAUCGCAGGCGCCAUGCAGUGGAAGGACUUUCGGCCAAUUAGUCUUUGUAACGUCUGUUCUAAAGUUAUUUCUAAGCUCGUCUCGGAUCGAUUGGGUAGGGUUCUCCCUGCCUUAGUAUCACCGUGGCAGACUGGUUUUGUUCCAGGCCGGGGGAUAACGGAUAACAUCCUUUUGACGCAGGAGCUGGUGGUAGAUUUAGAUAGGCGCCUGAGACACCCGAACCUCAUGUUAAAGUUGGACAUGGAAAAGGCAUAUGACAGGGUCGAGUGGCCAUUUCUUUUGUUUAUGCUUCGUAAAUUUGGUUUUGCGGAACAGGUGGUCGACAUUUUCUUUCGUCUGGUGUCUAAUAAUUGGUUCUCAGUAUUGGUGAAUGGUGAGGCUGCUGGAUUUUUUAAAUCUUCAAGGGGUGUUAGGCAGGGCGACCCGGUUUCUCCUGGCCUAUUUGUGUUAGUGGCAGAAUUUUUAGGCCGCGGGUUACACCAUCUGCUGGAGCGUCAGCCUGGUCGGUAUUUUGUUACGGCAGGGCUUCCGGUGCCGUACCUUGCUUUUGCGGAUGAUAUGCUUUUGUUCACAAGAUGUUCAGAGGAGUGCCUGGUUGCAAUAAAGGGUUUUUUGUCGGAGUACGAGGAGACUUCAGGCCAAAGGGUGAAUGUCAGCAAGAGCUCUUUUUUUCUGCCUUCAGGGGCUACGUCGGAACAGGAGCAGUUGGUGACUAGGGUCCUAGGCUUUCACAGGCAAUGCUUCCCAUUCACCUAUUUGGGUGCUCCUAUAUAUAAAGGCCGGAGGCGGGGUGUCUUGUUUGAUGAUAUUGUCUCUAAAAUGCGGGCCCGUCUUGAACACUGGAGUACUAAGCUGCUCUCCUUUGGGGGUAAGAUGGUUUUAGUACGGCAUGUACUGGCUUCAUUACCUAUGUACUUACUUCAGGUGGUGAAUCCUCCAAAGGCGGUACUCACACGGUUGGGUACAAUUUGUAAUUCCUUUCUUUGGGAUAAUAAGGGGGAGAGGCGCAUUCAUUGGUCUUCCUGGGACAAGCUGUGUUUUCCCAUUGAUGAGGGGGGUCUGGGUUUUCGGUCCUUUAAUGACAUGGCAAGGGCUUUUGCGGUUAAACUAUGGUGGCGGUUUAGGCUUGGAGAGUCCAUUUGGGCAAAGUUCAUGCAUGCCAAAUACAUCAAAGGAGUUCAUCCUUCGGAGGCAUUGGUAGAGCGGGCUACAGAUACGUGGAAGCGUCUUGUGGCCGUACGUCAAAUGGCUGAACAGAACAUUAGGUGGUGUUUAGGGGAAGGACUUGUGGAUUUUUGGAAGGAUAGAUGGGUUUUUAAUGAGCCCUUAGAGAGUGUGGUGGGUGGCUCUGACAAGCCUCAUUUUCAAGUCGCAGAGUUUAUUGCUAGGGAUGGUUGGGAUGAACAGCGGCUUGGCCGGUGGGUUCCAGGGUUUGUCGUCCAGGCGAUCAAAGAAGUGUCUCACGAUGUGGCUCGGAAGGAUAUGAUGGUGUGGGUGCCUUCGCCAUCGGGCGAUUUCACGGUUAGGUCGGCAUGGGAGGUGCUUCGGCAAAGGAGGCUUCGUUCAGUUGUCGAUUCCCUUCUUUGGCCUUCGGUUUUGCCGGCCAAAAUGUCUUUUUUGGCCUGGAGAUUGGUGCGUAAUUUCCUCCCUCUAGAUAUGACAUUGAGUUUUCGGGGUUUGGCUUUGCCCUCUCGGUGCGGGUGUUGCUACCUGGCGGAGGAGACUCUUUUGCAUGUUUUCUUAACUGGUCCAGUUGCUUCGGAAGUGUGGAGGAGAGUGUCUGGCCGAUUUGGUUUUCAGCUGCGUAAUUGCUCCAGUAUGACGUCGAUUUUUAUCUCUUGGCAUUUUACGUCAGCUUCCUCUACGAAGGAUCACAUUCGGGCAGUCAUGCCGGUUGUAGUGUGCUGGUUCCUUUGGCUUGCCAGGAACCAGGAGCGGUAUCAGGGCAGGCGAUGGGAGGUUGGCAGGAUACUCCGCGAGAUGGAUUGUUUUCUGGACCAGCUCGGGAGGGCAGGUAAGUUUCGUCGGGCGCAUUUUACGGGGGAUGCGGAUUGUGAGUUACUCAGGUUCAUUAAAGUUUCCCCGCGGAGGGGGACCCCUUGUGCGGUGGCCUGGGAGAAACCGCCACUAAGUUUGCUUAAGCUCAACUCGGACGCGAGUGUGAAUCGUGGUAGGGCCUCGGGUGGUGGUCUAUUGCGGGAUAGUCAUGGGAAGUUGAUCUUUGCUUUCUACAAGGAAUUUGGAGAUCACCAGGUGUUGGAGGCAGAAAGUAUGGCUUUGUUGUUGGGUUUGCAGUUGUGUGUUCAGAGGGGGUUUUGCCCUUCAUUGGUAGAGGUGGACUCCAAAACGUUGGUGCAUUUGGUUGGCUCUGGGGUCAUUGCUAAAUGGCCAUUAUGUAAUAUUUUGAGGAAGAUAAGAGAUCUUUUGGAAGGUUUUUCGGCUUCUCUCUCACAUAUUUUCCGGGAGGCUAACUCCUCUGCGGAUAGGUUAGCAGCUUUAGGGGCUGGAAGCACCCGGGUGUAUGAUCAGGUUCACCAACUGCCGGCUCUGGUUCGGGCUUCGAUUAGUCUUGACGCACGGGGUGUGCCGGGUGUUCGUUGGAUCAGUGAAGUGAGUUAG